This is a messenger RNA of Quercus robur (English oak), 1437 nucleotides long. RefSeq names its product probable transcription factor PosF21. Bases 2 to 1144 code for a protein of 380 amino acids. Gene Ontology annotation, cellular component: nucleus. Gene Ontology annotation, molecular function: DNA-binding transcription factor activity. Gene Ontology annotation, biological process: regulation of DNA-templated transcription. The record is from RefSeq and is a predicted model, not a curated record. Lineage: Eukaryota; Viridiplantae; Streptophyta; Magnoliopsida; Fagales; Fagaceae. The transcript has 4 exons.
CAUGGAUAAAGGGAAGAAUCCUCUGUUGGAAGAUGAAGACAUGUUUUUUAUGCAUGGUUAUCAGCCUCAAUUUCCUGAUGGUGAAAACCUUGUUUCAAACAAUACUAGCUUUUAUGACAAACAUGAAGGUUCAGGCUCAGCCUUAGGCUCAGACUUGGGUUUAGGCUUGGUGGAUGGAACUUCUAUUUUGGAUGAAAUGGAGGAGGCCGAAGAGAAUUUCUUUUCGAAAUUCAUCAGCAUGAAUAUAGGUUUGAUUGAUUCGCCUGCUAUUGAAACUUCUUCUGUUGUACCAGCACCAUCAAAUCCUAUGGAUCCAUAUACUGAUCCUGUGCCCCAAGAGCAAGCUCCACCAGAAACAAUUGUUUCAUUACCAGCACCGGCAGGAUCCACUGAUGAUGCACCCCAACCAAUUGUACGGAGAUGCUUGUCUGCUGCAGCACUUGCAGAGAUAGCCCAACAUGAUCCGAAGCGAGCAAAGAGAAUUAUAACAAACAGAUUGUCAGCUGUGAGAGCGAAGGAGAAGAAGAAGCUUUAUAUUUGUAUGCUUGAACAUAAAUUACAAUGCUUGCUAUCAGAAAUGGAUGCAUUAUCAACCAAAUCUAACAUAAAUCAGAGAGACAACUAUUUCCUGAAGGCUGAAAGCAAUAGACUGAAAGAAAGUCUAGACAACAUGGAGCAGCUAAUGCGCUUGCAAGAUUUAUUGAAUGAUGAAAUGAAAAGGGAGAACGAAAUUUUGAAUCUAUUGAAGAACCAAGUUAUUGCCAAUGGUGGGACAAUGAUCAACUUCAUUGCAUCUUCUGAUAACAACCUUCAUGCAGUGGAUGUUCCAUUAGCAACACCUCAAUUUUCUCAGCUCCCAAUUCAGAUUCCAAACCAGGGCCAACAACCCCAGUAUCAUCCUCAACAGCAAAAUGGGCAAUCUUCCUAUCAAGUUGAACAUGAGCAGCAGGAACAACCUGGUCAAUUUGCACAGAAUCUGCAGCAAUAUCAAUCUCAAAUACAGAAUAAUCUGCAGGUAAUGCCCGAUCAUCUUCAACUACAACAAAACCAGCAACCAUUUGUUCAGCAAAUGCAAUUUGAGGACAGCAACAUAGGAGCAUAUCAUUCUAUGCCUUCUCCAAGUGCUAAUGGGAGAUGUAUUUAAGCAGUCAACAAUUAUUCCAAAUCAUAACUGGUUUCAUUUUCCGUGGCAUUAGUAUGUUUGGACAACGGUUUAUGGAAUUCACUUUUCAGGACUCUGGCAUAUCUUUUAUCCUAUUGUCUUCAUAAACGAAAAGAAAAAUGUAAGAAAACAUUUGAAGAUUGAAUAUUUUCUUUGGAUGACCUAUACCUAUUGAUUCCUGUAGGGGUGAAGUGCGUCUAUGUUGCACUAGUUGAUGGAUAUAGGCUCAUUGAGAGAUGCAAUCUUGCGUACAAUUUUUUACUUGGUUUGUCAUA